UUCAAGAUGGCAGACAACAUGAAACUGUUAUUGAUUUCCUCGUUUUUGUGUUUUGUCGUAUAUGCAUCAAAUGGGCCAGUGCCAGUCGUUAUUUGGCAUGGCAUGGGUGACAGCUGCUGUAACCCGUUGAGUAUGGGCUCCAUCAAGAAACUGAUUGAGAAGCAGGUGACGGGCGCGUAUGUCCGCUCUCUUGAAAUUGGCUCUUCAAUUGAAGAGGAUACUCUGAAUGGGUUCUUCAUGAAUGUGAAUGACCAGAUCACCAUGGUUUGCUCUAAGCUCGCUGCUGACCCCAAGCUCCAGGAUGGAUACAAUGCUGUGGGAUUCUCACAAGGCGGACAAUUCCUGCGAGCUGUUGCCCAGCGUUGUCCAAGCCCACCCAUGCUCAACCUGAUAUCCGUAGGAGGUCAACACCAAGGAGUGUUUGGAUUUCCACAUUGCCCAGGGGGUAAUGAAACCCUUUGUGAAUAUGUGCGAAAGCUUCUAAAUAUUGGGGCUUACAUUUCUGAGAUUCAAGACAAGCUUGUGCAGGCUGAAUACUGGCACGACCCCUUGAACGAACAAGAGUAUGCGGAGAAAAGUGUGUUUCUUGCUGACAUCAACCAAGAAAGGUCGGUGAAUGCGACGUACAAGAGUAACCUGUUGAAGUUGAAGAAUCUGGUGCUGGUGAAGUUCCUGCAGGACACCAUGGUGAUCCCCAAGGAGAGCGAGUGGUUUGGAUACUAUAACCCAGGACAGGACAAGAAGCUGUACACCAUGUUUGAAAGCCCUCUUUACAUUCAUGACAAACUGGGCCUGAAGACGCUGAACGACACCGGUCGUAUAACCUUCCUCUCUUCUGAUACCGACCAUCUGCAAUUCACCGAGCAGUGGUUCAUCGACAACAUCGUGAAUAAGUUCCUCAUGUAAACAGAAAGUUACUGUGUAACAGAUGUGGCCGACUAAACACUGAACCUCACCAGUAGCUAAAAAAUAGCUUCCUAUGAUUGUAAUCUUCCCCUGAUUGUUACAUUGUAAUAACUUACAUUGUUUAUGGACUUUUAUUAUUCCUCAUAAUGGAAACCCUCUGUUACAUGAUCCGUUUAAAUUACCUUUCCACAGAAAUAUAAUCUUGCAAUAUGAAAUCGAAAUUCUUCAUCAUUUCCAAUAUAUGGUGCCAAUUUCUUCAAGACGUUGCACAUGACAGUUUAGAAAGAAUGUCAUUUCCAACAAACAUUUAUUUGAAAUAAUUUAAACUAUUGAAAUUGAUUUUUUAUUUAAUUUUAAGGACAAUCGCCAAACAAUAACAGUCAAAUACUCAUAUAUAAAAAAUAUGUAAAAACAAGCCUAAAAAACGUCAAUUUUCAAAAGCUGUAACAACGCUUUUUGUCAAAGUAGUGUUCUUAGGUCACAUUUGAAUGUGAUUGACUCCUAUUAAAAUGUGAAUAAUUCCCUUCCCGAUUUUAAAGGUACACAAUUAUUUUAUUGUUAUACAUGAUGAACUAAGGCAUGUGAUUGCAAGUUAAUUAUUUCCUAUUGUUUCUUUUUUGUAUUUUUUUCUUUUUUUAACUAUCACCUUGCUGUAUAACAAAUAAAUAUAUAUACAUGUUCAGAUAUCAGAUGGAAAGGACGAAGACAUUUAUUCUUGUUUUAUUAACCAUUCAUAUUACCAAACUAAUUAAAAACAAAUUGUAUGUAUUCAUGUAUAUAUUACAAACAAUAUAUAUUAUAUAUAAUAUUAAAAACAAAUUGUAUGUAUUUAUGUAUAUAUGCACCUGUCUUCAGAUAUAUUCCAUGACUUAAAUUUACCUGUAUUGUAUGAAGCAUUGUUUAAAAUGAACUUCCACGUGACAACCUGGAUUCCAUCUCAUUUUGAUAUUUCUAUAUAAAAAUGCUGAAGGUUUUUAAAAAGGAUCUUGAUUUGUAAGAUGUUCUCAAUUAUUUAAAGUAGCAAAACACGAAAACGUUUUAUUUUCAUGACAAUAAGUAUCUUGAUUUAAUAGUUGUUGAUUUUUUGUUCUUUAAGGACUAAGAAAAUCCAGACGAGUGUUUGCUCUCCCUUGUGUGUAAUUGUUUGAGUCUGAGAAUGAAAGCACUAGAAAUUCUAGAAUGGCUUUUCUGUGAUAUCAAUUUCGUGAUGCGUGUGGCUUUCCAAUUAAUAUUUUACUCACCUGAAUGUGGCCUUUUCGAAAUCACGACUGCAAUGUACUAUUUAUCUCUUAAUUUGAUUAAAAAAUACUAUAAACAA
This is a messenger RNA of Mya arenaria, 2224 nucleotides long. RefSeq names its product palmitoyl-protein thioesterase 1-like. The transcript is spliced from 10 exons. Gene Ontology annotation, molecular function: palmitoyl-(protein) hydrolase activity. Gene Ontology annotation, cellular component: lysosome. NCBI's taxonomy places the organism in Eukaryota, Metazoa, Mollusca, Bivalvia, Myida, Myidae. The record is from RefSeq and is a predicted model, not a curated record. The coding region runs from base 7 to 906 and encodes 299 amino acids. Gene Ontology annotation, biological process: receptor-mediated endocytosis; protein depalmitoylation.